This is a messenger RNA of Chionomys nivalis (European snow vole), 3162 nucleotides long. RefSeq names its product transforming acidic coiled-coil containing protein 3 (gene Tacc3). The coding region runs from base 825 to 2813 and encodes 662 amino acids. Gene Ontology annotation, cellular component: cytoplasm. The record is from RefSeq and is a predicted model, not a curated record. The transcript has 15 exons. Gene Ontology annotation, biological process: cerebral cortex development; cell population proliferation; mitotic spindle organization. Lineage: Eukaryota; Metazoa; Chordata; Mammalia; Rodentia; Cricetidae.
GUCGCCGCCACCGCAAAGCCGCCCGCGAAGCACUCUGGGAGACGGAGUUCGAGUCAGGCCGCCCAAGGGGCAUUCUGGGAGACUGAGACACGCCUGUCAAGGGGCCCGCAAAGCAUUCUAGGAGAUGGAGUCCCGCCUGAGUCUACCCGCGGGGUCCUGUGGGGGACAGGGGACAAUCUCCCCAUCGAGUGACGCGAAGACCACUCUGGAAGACAGUCUCGUUAGGCCGCCCCGGGAACUGUGGGGAGACCCUCGGAACCCCGCGCCGACCCACAAAUCGUGAGCCACCCAGAGACCCCCUGCAUGGGUGCAUCCUCUCCCCUUACAAGCAGCUCGGAGAAGGCACUGCAGCUGGUUCUAUUUAAUGGCUGAGAAAAGUCAAGCCAGGGCGAAUUGCUAUCUGACUGCGUUCGCGGCCGACCCUGAGACUGUCGGGGCGAUGGUGGACACCACAAUGUCCGGCUACCGACUAGCCGACUUGGCCAGCAGUCCCACGAGCCCCGAUGCUCCCACUGAGCCCUCAAUCCCGGAAGCGGAACUGCGUGCGCGUGAAGGGCGGGACCAGGACGGCCUGAUAUUGGCCGCCCGCGUCUGUGGCGUUCUGGUCCUGCCGCGCGCUGAUUGGCCGCGGGACGUCAACUCUCGGUAUUUGAAUCUGGGGCGGGCUCACUCAGCGGCCGUCGGUCACGGACUGCGAGAGUUGAGCCGGUUGGAAUUCUUUCAUCUCGGUUUCUCCAGCUCGGAUUCCUAGCGUGGAGCAGGGACGCCGCUCCUCCCUUGCGGUGGGCGGUGGGCGUCGGCGCGGGCCCUCAGCAGUAGGCAGAAUGAGUCUGCAUAUCUUAAAUGACGAAAAUGUGCCCAGUGAAAAAAGUUCAGAAAGCUGUGACUUCCUGUUUGCACAACCGGAACUUACCGGAAGAUCCUCUGUUCUUCGUCUGUCACAGAAAGAAAAUGUGCCACCCAAGAACCAGGCUAAAGCUGCCAAGGUAAAUGGGGACUGUAAUGUGACUUUUCAGACACCUCUUCGGGAUCCACAGACGCGCAGGAUCUUAAGUCCUAAUGUGACCAACAAACUCGAGACUUCUUUUGCUCUGAAUGGCACUGUUGAAUUAGAAAACAAUCAAUGUGUCUGCUUACAGGAAGAGAAUCAGCUGCCGUUAGCCCCAGUGGAUGAUACACCUGUGGUUCAGUUGGCAGCCGAGAUCCUAAAAGCAGAAGGUGAGGUCCAGGUGGGAAUCCUGAAUUCUUCAAGUACUUCAGCUUCCACAAGUUUUCUGGACAGUGAAUUGGUAGCGCCUCCUGCUGAGCCAGUUCUGGAGCCUUCUCAUCAGGGACCAGAGCCUAUCUUGGAUAGUGAGCUGGUGGCUCCUCCUGCUAAGCCACUUCUGGAGCCUUCUCAUCAGGGACCAGAGCCUACCAUGGAUAGUGAACUGGUUGCUCCUCCUGCUGAGCCAGUUCUGGAGCCUUCUCAUCAGGGACCAGAGCCUACCAUGGAUAGUGAACUGGUGGCUCCUCCUGCUAAGCCAGUUCUGGAGCCUUCUCAUCAGGGACCAGAGCCUAUCUUGGACAGUGAGCUGGUGGCUCCUCUUGCUAAGCCAGUUCUGGAGCCUUCUCAUCAGGGACCAGAGCCUAUCUUGGACAGUGAGCUGGUUGCUCCUCCUGCUAAGCCAGUUCUGGAGCCUUCUCAUCAGGGACCAGAGCCUAUCUUGGAUAGUGAGCUGGUGGCUCCUCUUGCUAAGCCACUUCUGGAGCCUUCUCAUCAGGGACCAGAGCCUACCAUGGAUGGCAAACUGUUGGCGCCUCCUGCUGAGCCAGUUCUGGAGCCUUCUCAUCAGAGACCAGAGCCUAUCUUGGACCUAAAGGAAGAGAGCUUCAGAGACCCAGCAGAAGUUCUAGGUACCGGCGCUGAAGUAGAUUACCUGGAGCAGUUUGGGACGUCUUCGUUUAAGGAGUCAGCCUGGAGGAAGCAGUCUUUGUACUUGAAAUUUGAUCCCCUCCUAAAAGAAAGCCCUCGGCGGCCAAUGCCAGUGGUCCCAGUGACAAAUAGUGAACAGGAUGCAGAUGAGCCUGGCUUGGGAAAUCCAAUAGAAGGCAAGCUUGUGGACUUAGAUUUCUCAGGAGCUCCAGAUGUUCCAGUGCCAGGCCCACCCUUGUGUGUCCUUGAGCCUAGAGGCCUCCUUCUGACUGAGCCUUUUGAAGAUGUGCUACAAUACAGCCAGAAAGACCUAGACGCACUGGUGAAUGCAACACAACAGGAGAACUUGGAGCUGAGGAGCAAGUAUGAGGACCUCAACAGGAAGUACUUGGAGAUGGGGAAGAUCAUGGAUGGGUUUGAGAAGAUCGUGUACAAGUCAAUGGAGGAGGCUGAGAAACAGAAGGAACUCGCAGAAGACAAAAUCAAAAAGGUUCAAAAGGAGAGAGACCAACUUAUUGCAGACCUGAGCUCCAUGGAAAAGUCCUUCUCUGACCUUUUCAAGAGGUUUGAGAAGCAGAAAGAAGUGAUUGAAGGCUACCAGAAGAAUGAAGACUCUCUGAAGAAAUGUGUUGAGGAAUACAUAGCGAAGAUUGAAAAGGAGGGCCAGAGGUACCAAGCACUGAAGGCCCAUGCAGAAGAGAAGCUCAACCUGGCUAAUGAGGAGAUUGCCCAAGUGCGUAGCAAGGCCCAAGCAGAGGCACUGGCCUUCCAGGCAAGCAUAAGGAAGGCACAGAUGCAAAUCCACUCAUUGGAGAAGACUGUGGAACAGAAGGCUAAAGAAAAUGAUGAACUGACCAGGAUCUGUGAUGACCUCAUCUCUAAGAUGGAGAAGAUCUGACUGCAACCAGUCAUCUCUCUGCAACUCUCUAUCUGCCCAUUUCUUUGUCUGAUUUGUCUUUUGUGUGUGGUCUUUAACCCCUAUUCAUUCCUAAGUUAUAUUACUUUGAAGACUAAAGUUUCUUAAUUUCAAACUCAAAGUCAACCCAGGUCCUGUUGUUUAUAACAAGCUCACUUGCCUCUGUUUUUCCAGGUAGUUCAGCUUUUCUGAAAGUAUCUUUCUGUGGUCCUUAUAUAACAUUGGUUCUCAACUUUGCUAAUGCUGCAACCCUUUAAUACAGUUCCUCAUAUUGUGAUGAUCCCAAACUAUAAAAUUAUUUUCAUUGCUACUACUUCUUUUUUUAAAUAAA